This is a messenger RNA of Vigna umbellata (rice bean), 1401 nucleotides long. The record is from RefSeq and is a predicted model, not a curated record. Lineage: Eukaryota; Viridiplantae; Streptophyta; Magnoliopsida; Fabales; Fabaceae.
UGUCAAAUGCAUUCAGUAGAUUAACUGGAUUGCAUAUGAUGAUGGCUAUAGCUUUACUUCAAAUGAAUUUAAUUUCAGUCUAUACAAAAUUUGUAUUGUCGAGUCAAAAUAUUAUUAUCGCUUUUUUUUUUGUUUAUAUUUUAUGGUUUAUUCUUGUUACUCAUGUGAGUUUGUCCUGCAGGUAUGUUACUGAUUUAUGCUUUUGGGUGAGCAUUAAUGAUAAAUUGACAUCUGGAUGAUACUUCCUGAUUGAUUAUUUACAUAUUGUAAUUCAGAAUGUGGAGCUUUGCAUCAAAUUGCAUUGCUGGAACUGUGGGAGUGAAAAGUGAUUCUUCAAAGCCUACUCAUUCUACGUCAGAAUGUUCUGAUGACGAGACUUCUAUUAUAGGCAGAGAGGAAGGACUGGAAUGCCCAAUAUGCUGGGAAUCUUUCAAUAUUGUUGAAAACGUGCCCUAUGUUUUAUGGUGUGGCCAUACUCUUUGUAAAAAUUGCAUCCUUGGAUUGCAAUGGGCUGUUGUGAAAUUUCCAACACUGCCUGUUCAACUUCCUCUUUUUAUCUCCUGUCCAUGGUGCAACCUUCUAUCUUUCCGUUUAGUUUACCGUGGAAAUCUUAAAUUCCCUCGCAAAAACUACUUUCUUCUCUGGAUGGUUGAGAGCAUGAAUGGUGAUAGACUGAAAUCACAUUCACCUUUAUGUGGUGAUAACCAACAACACUCACUUAAAGACAAUUUAACCAUGGGAAGCCAGGUAAGCCAUGGAAACCAUCGGAGGGGGCAAGUCCGCCAUCCAGAGGUAUCAAAUUAUAAUCAAUAUCAUGGCAAUACUGGUAAUCUCCUCAAUAUGGAAAGACUCUAUGUUUAUUUUCGGAAGUCACUGUUGUUCUUUGUCCAGGUGACGGCAAAGUUCCCAUUGGUCAUUAUAUUUCUUUUGAUUGUCUUAUAUGCAAUACCGGCCAGUGCUGCCAUUUUGGCUCUGGAAAUCAUCGCUUAAGAUUGUGAACUAGUACAGGCGCCAACUUUGCAAGCAUUAAGUCAACAACAUAUAUCUUCUACUUUGUAAUUAGCCGACAUCCCUUUUACAAGCUCUCAUUUAUCUUCCCAUUCAGGGUCACUCUCAAUCUCUGUAUACUUGAGUCUUGAUUUUAGCUUUAGUUGAAGUUGGCUAGUUGGUGGAACCAGGGCUGUGUGGUUGGGUAAUGAUAAAUGCUUGUGCCUUUUUCCUGGUGGCAAGUAUUUGUCUGAUUAUGUCAAGUUUUAUUUUGUAUGGAUGGACACAUGGAUGUUACUUCCAAUACAGCUUAUACUAUUAUGUUUCUUAAGUUGUACAUAGUAAUCUUGCUAUUUGUCUGCUAUGUAUGGAAAUACAAUCUGCAUAAUUUGAAAUUAUUGACCUUCCUCUCUA